AUGGUGACAUUUAAGGGGUACCUAAAUGAUCGACAUAAAAUGGCACAGAGAGUAUAUUUGGCCGGCAUUACGGAAUUAAGAAAUUAUAGGUGUGACGAAAAUUUUAAUAAUGUGACAAUUAAGCAAACGAUCAACAUAUUAUUAUAUAAUUGGAUAAUGGAUGAAAUCUUUUUGAUCAAUUUUUCUCUGCCUCGUUUAAAUUUAAUGGAUGACCAAAAAACAAUGCAGGCAAUCCAGGUAGUUCAACAAAGACAACCAAGACCGCGAUUCCAUUUUACGGAAGAGCACCUAUCAUUGUUAGAGGGCAUAUAUCAGCAAGCAAAAUAUCCUGAUAAAUCACAAAAAGUUAAAGCUGCUGCCGCCAUAGGUGCCACCGAAUCUCAAGUUAAUGAGUGGUUCCAACGAAGGAGAAAGAAAGAAAUGAAAUUACAAAGAGAAUCAGGAGUUACUAACACGCCAACCGCAACCGCAACCGCAACCGUUCCCUUUAUUAACGUUACCGCUGAAAAUAAUAAUGAACUUAAUACGGAAACCACCUCUACAUAUUUCCCUCCUUUUGAUGGAUCAGUAAACGCUUCAAUUCCGGAUCAUGAAGUUUAUGUGUAUAUAGAUGCUCCCCAGCAAAAUCAAGAAAACAUGUAUGGUAACUAUGGCAGUUCAAACAGUAAUGAUAACAACAUCAUAGCUAGUGUUAAAAUUGAUGAGGAAUCACGAAAAGCCUCAUCAUCAACAAGCUCUAAUCAAACCGCCGAGAACAAUGAAUCGAGGGAACUUAUUGCGAGCAUUAUGUCAUACUUGAACCCUGAUUUAGGUUUAAUAUCUGCUGAUGUAGUUAGAGAUUUUCUUAAAAAGGUUAAAGACACUUCCCCAAAUACGCGUGGUGUCAUCCUUCACAUUAUAAAACAAACACAUGAUUUGGAGAUUCUGAAAUCGCUUGUACGUGAACGCGUUAGUUAUAUAUUGAGAAAUUGGAUUAAAGAAGAAGCUACAAAAACUGAUGAUAGUAAUAAUUUAAAGGAAUUACUCGAAAUUGUAAGCUUGCUACCUAUAGAUUAUAAGUUGUCUCGUUCUAGUGGUCUUGGAACGGUUAUUUAUAACAAAAAUGUGAAAGAAUCUACUAUAGAUGGGGUAGCCAAGUUAGCUGGAGGACUUCUUGACAAAUGGGUCGAGGAGAAAAAACUAUCAGAAGAACUACAAUUAAAAGAACAAAAAGUAUUGGAAGAAAAGAAAAGGUUAGAUAAAGCGGAAAAGAUCGGUCAGAAGGUUGGAUCAAAGUCGGAUUUAAUAAAAUCAUCGACAAGUCAGACUUCGAGCGUUAAAGAAUUGGUGAGACCACCUAAACCUGAACAAAAAAGGAAAAAGGUUACUGAUGGAAACGCGCAAAAUGAUAAUGAAAAACCUAGUAUUUUCACUCAAUUGCUUAGCAACUUAGCUGCAUCCGCGUCAAAAAGACAAACUCCUAGACCACCUCAGAAGGAUCCAUCGAAAUUGGUACCACCUUCAAAACUUAAAAUUGAAAAACAGGUUACACAGAGUCAACAAAUGGAAAUCUCUGAAGAUGGUCCUUCAACUCAAAAACAUAAAGAAACAGAAAUAUUACCUAUUCCUUCUAAAAAAAGGAAGCGGGUCACAUUUGCUCCGGAUGGAUUACUUGAAAAAGUAAAAUUAUUUGAAACAAUGGAACUUGAUGAUACCGAUGAGGAACAUACUACGGCCGAUACUCCACAUCACUACGGAAAUGCUCGAGAUCUUGAUAGGAAUGAAGGUCGCGCGGCUUUCAAAAGAGUUCGUAAAGCACCAGCUAUUCAGUGGCAUACACCGAUUACAAUUGAUUUCUCAUCUCGACCAAAAAUAAAAAAACGAAAGGUUGCUGAAAGUGAUGAAGCUAGAAUUCAAGAAGAAAGAGAGAGGCAGAUACUUGAAACAAUAUAUAUAACUUCAGAUCAAGUUCCUUUCUCUCCCGCAGAACCACUUCAAAAUUCUCAAAUAAAUAAAUUUAAUCAAUCAGUAUUACCAAAGGAAUUAUUUCUUGAAGAAAAUAAAGAAAAUUUUAAAAAUGAUGGUUAUAAAGAUAUUGAUAUAUUGGAUUUGAAUGGUGGCUAUAAUGAAGAAGUAUUGCGAGUACUUUAUCAAAUUUAUCCGCAAUGGGAAGCGAUGCAAAAUAAAAAGUCAAUGAUGUUCCCAAUUAAUGUACCAGAACAAAAUGUAAGGGGGAUGAUUUUCUCGGCGCCACCGCCACAAUCUCAAGCCGCACCACCACUACCGAUUGCUCCUUGGGGUUUCAAUGGAAAUACUUAUGAAACUGAAUUGAAUGAGUAUGAUAAGCAAUUCGAAAAAUUGUUAAAUGAAUUAUCUUGGGAUUUAGAAAAUGUUAAAAUUCAACAACAGAGAGUCAAUGCAUUAGUAAAUUGUCCUUUUAAUCCAGCACACAGGAUUCCCUCAAAGUCCUUUGAACGGCAUUAUCGGAAAUGCGAAUUAAAAUUUCAUGGAAUACACAGUGAACUAGGAAGGCGAAAGCAAUUACCAAGUUCCAACUUUUAUUACCAAAAUACCACAUCUGUCAUAUCUUUAAAUAAAGAAAUCAAAGAAGGAUCUUUACCAAACAAUAAUGUUCAGAGCUUAACAGUUGAUCAAAGGUUGCAAGAAUAUGAGAGUGAAGUUGAAAAAAGUAAUCAAAUUCGUGAACAACUUCAACAGGAAAAACAAGAUUUAUAUCAAAACUUUGAUCAAGUUUGGGAAGCCGUACAAAAAAUGAAAGAACAGAAUCAAGGACACAAAACACGGGAAGAAUUAUUAGCGGAACAACGCGAUUAUAAACGUAGAAGAAAAUCAUACAGGGCAAAGAACAUUAAGAUCACCCAAAGAACACCCACACAGAUCCAUAAAGACUUGAUUGAGGCUUAUAUGGAAGACUUUAAAUUGUUGACACAAUUUGAAAUGAAUAAACAGGAUCAAAAUGAGACAGCUUCGCCACCGAAUCCUUCGCGAUAUCCAUAUUAG
Messenger RNA from Funneliformis geosporum, 3000 nucleotides. Lineage: Eukaryota; Fungi; Glomeromycota; Glomeromycetes; Glomerales; Glomeraceae. The record is from the annotation of a GenBank genome assembly.